Molecule: messenger RNA, 789 nt
Organism: Daphnia pulex (common water flea)
Lineage: Eukaryota; Metazoa; Arthropoda; Branchiopoda; Diplostraca; Daphniidae
Product: serine/arginine-rich splicing factor 4-like
Exons: 1
Coding region: 1-789 (262 amino acids)
Source: RefSeq, a predicted model, not a curated record
AUGUCGUCGUCUAGUUCUUCAAGUUCGUCAAGUUCGUCUUCCUAUAGCUCUUCGAGUUCAGAUUCUGAUUCUGAUUCGAAGGCAGCCACCCUUCGUCGUCGCAGCCUGCGUAGCUACCCCCAAGAGAGAGGAAGAGCUGAAGAGCGUGAUUUGGACCGCCGAGGAAGACGCCAAAGUCGAAGCAGGAGCCGUAGCGGCUCGCGCAGCGUUUCACCGACACGUGGCAGAGGAGAUUCAGCAGGCAUCGAGAGUAUCCGCAGUCACUUCCGGAACCGCAGCCGUUCGGUGAGUCGCAGCCGCAGCCGUUCGGCGAGUCGCAACCCUAGCCGUCGCAGCCGUUCAGCGGACAGUACUCGAAGCCGUUCAACAAUCCGCGGUCGUGGCCAGCGAGAGGAUCCGGAGCCCCCUGGAGAUGCCGAGUCGGAUCACGAGGCAGAUGAUGCAGUUAAUAUCCCUCUGCCUACUGAACAGGAGCCACUUCUCCCGAAGAGUUUCCAGCUGGACAAAUUUCGCUCGAAACAGCUCAGGACCUGGAUGACUACUCUUCAGAAGCCAACGGAGUCGAAACAGCUAAGAGAGAAUUUUGUUCCCACCUUUGGGAAGAGCUCCUUUGACCUUCAAGUUCCAAAACUGGACCCAUCCAUGGCUCGAAGACUAAAAGAAGUAAGAGGAGGAGAUGCCAGCAAAGCGGAGGCGAAAGAGAAGUCCCUGUCCGCGGACCAAUACAAGAUCUUAGGCAUCGCCAAACCGCUUCUGUACGUGUGGUGUGGUCGACCCCCUUAUGGUUAG